Messenger RNA from Camarhynchus parvulus, 1999 nucleotides. It is a transcript of the gene R3HDM4, whose product is annotated as R3H domain containing 4. Lineage: Eukaryota; Metazoa; Chordata; Aves; Passeriformes; Thraupidae. Bases 111 to 884 code for a protein of 257 amino acids. The transcript has 8 exons. Gene Ontology annotation, molecular function: nucleic acid binding. The record is from RefSeq and is a predicted model, not a curated record.
CGGUGCCGGGCCCGGUGCCGCCGGUGCGGGCCGGGGGUGGAGGAGGCGGAGGGAGGUCCCGGUCCCGGUUCUGGUCACCGUCCCGGUUCCGAUCCCAGUCCCGGCGCGCCAUGGUGGUGCUGCGGGGCGGCGCGGGCCCCGAGGAGCCGUUCCCGAGGAUCGAGGACUGCCUGCCCCUGCUGCAGGACUCCCCCUCCAAGCGUUUCUCCCCGUCCAAGAGGAAGCAGUACUACAUCAACAAAGCCAUCCGCAACUCCGACCUCAUCCCCAGGGCCAAGGGCCGCAAGAGCCUCCAGAGGCUGGAGAACACUCGUUACCUGAUGACGCUUCUGGAGCAGGAUGACUGCGGGAGCGACGAGGGAGAACUCAGCCACUCGGCCACCCCCAGCAUCUUCAGUGAGGCCUGCAACAAUGAGACCUAUGUGGAGAUCUGGAACGACUUCAUGAACCGCUCGGGAGAGGAGCAGGAGAGGGUCCUGCUCUACCUGGAGGAGGAGGCCAGGAAGAAGCACAGGAGGAAGCUGCCAGUCAAGAACGAAGACAAGUGGAAAGAGCUGCCUGCCUACACCCCCCAGGAGUGCUUCCAGCGCAUCAGCCGCCGCCUGCGCGCCACCCUGAAGCGGGGCAGGAUCCCCAUGGGGACGCUGGAGGGGCUGGAGGAGGAGCUGCUGGCCUUCUUCUCUGUCACCCCCCACUCUGUCUACACAGCACUGAUGGAUAACAGCUUUGAGAGGCUCCUGCUCCACGCACUCUGCCAGUACAUGGAUCUCGUCUCUGCCAGCUCGGACAUCGAAGGGAAGCGCCAGAUGAAAGUGAGCAACAAACACCGCGUGUUCCUGCCCCCGGAGCUGCUGCUCUCAGACUACCUGGGCCAGAUGAGCUGAUGCCCCCACAGCUGCCCUGCCCCUCCUGUGUCCUCUGCAGCCUCUCCCGGACCUUCCUCAGCCUUUCCCCUGCUCCAGCAGCUGCUCCAGGCCGGGGGGUUUGUGGCUGUGCCCUUGGCUGUGCUGGCAGCAGGGCAAUGGGCGCAGAGCAGGUGCCUCUCGCCCUCCCUGCUCCCAGCACGGCCCUCCUGGAACUGCUUGUGUGUCUAUUUAUAACCCAGGUGUUUUUAAAAAGAAUCAGGCGGGGCCAGCCUCCCUCGGUGGGGUGAUUUGGGUCCAGAUUUUUCUGCGGUGAAACAGCUCCCGGGCGGCUGCUGAGCAAUCGCUGAGGCGGCGGAAGAGCCCCGGGGCUGCCGCGUUCCCUCCCGCAGCCCCGCGCCCGCCCACCGGGGGCUCGGCCAGGGCGGGGUGUGGGCAGCUCCCGGUGCUUUUUACCCCACACCCUGCGCCCUUGCUGCAGAACGGGGCUGUUUUUAAGUGUAAUAUAGCUUGUGUUUUUUAUCACGUGUGUGUCUGUGUGUGUGUGUGUGUGUGUAUUUACGUGUGUGUGUGCUGGAGGGGUGCAGCCCCUUCAGGGCUCUGCAUGGGGGAGGGGGGCAGAUGGGGCAUUUUAGGGGUCCCUCUAUGUGCCAAGGGUUGCUCGCAGGGAUAUCUUUGCUGGUUGCUCUUGUCCCACGAUGCCACCGACUGCCAUUAACCGCGGGCACCCCCAGACCCAGGAGGCUCGGCCAGGGCGGGGUGUGGGCAGCUCCCGGUGCUUUUUACCCCACACCCUGCGCCCUGCCCGCAGAACGGGGCUGGUUUUAAGUGUAAUAUAGCUUGUGUUUUUUAUCACGUGUGUGUAUUUACAUGUGUGUGUGCUGGAGGGGUGCAGCUCCCUUCGGGGCUCUGCUUUUCCAUUGGGGGGGCAGAUGGGGCAUUUUGGGGGUCCCUCUAUGUGCCAAGGGUUGCUCGCGGGGAAAUCUUUGCUGGUUGCUCUGGUCCCACGAUGCCACCGACUGCCAUUAACCGCGGGCACCCCCAGACCCAGGGGAGCCCCUCGCGCCUCCUUGGCUGGUUCAGCAACAAUAAAAACGGUGCUGCCCUGCUCCGGCUCUGUGUCUCCGUGGGGAUGA